ACAAAAAGACGAUAAGGAGAAGCUUCUCGAGACUCAGGAGCGUAAGAAGAAGGAGAAGCUCAAGGAGAAGGAGCGGGAGCUGUUGGCGGUGUCGGAUGAAGUAAAGAAAGAAGAACCAGAGUCCAGUGAUGAGGAUGAUAAUCGGAAAGAUCAGAGGACGCCUCGGGAGGAUCGCAGAAGAUCUGUGGAGCGACAGGAUCAACGGGAAGAUCGUAAAGAGCGUAUAAAGUCACCGGAUGAUCGUGCAGAACGCCGAAGAUCCCCCGAGGAUUGUAGAGAUCGCCUAAGAUCCCCUGAAGAUCGAACAGAACGGAGAUCCCCAAGUGUCGAACGUCGGAAGUCGCCACUACGCCGGGAUGAACGACGUCGGCGACACGAUUCAUUGGAAAAUGAAAGAAGAUCCAGUGCCACCGCGUCGGAAAAGUCGAGAAUGCAAGAAACCGAGUACAACGGCGAAGAUGAGGAGAAGGGUCUCGACGACAAGGAGCUGAGCACUGUACCGGGAAGCUCGAUGGCCAAGAUGGACAAGUCGGACACGUGUUUUCAGCUCGACCAUUCAGAGAAGCUUCUCGAGACUCAGGAGCCUAAGAAGAAGGAGAAGCUCAAGGAGAAGGAGCGGGAGCUGUUGGCGGUGUCGUAUGAAGUGAAGAAAGAAGAACCAGAGUCCAAUGAUGAGGAUGAUAAUCGGAAAGAUCAGAGGAAGCCACGGAGGAUCGUAGAGAGCGUAGAAGAUCGCCGGAACGUCGUCGCCAGCGAUACUCAAGUGGCGAUCUUCGGAAGUCACCAUCACUCCGGGAUGAAAGACGUCGGCGACACGAUUCAUCUGAAAAUGAGAGAAGAUCCACUGCCACCGCGUCGGAAAAGUCGAGAAUGGUAUGUCAAACUCGAUGAGCCACCAAGUGAUUCUGAAGUUUAUAUUGCAAAAACCAAUUUGGCACCGGUUCGUGUUGAAAAAUCCGCUGAAAAAGUGAAAAAAUCACGAAACUCUGGCCAAAAAUUGUCAACUGACAGUUCAGCUGAACUGGGAUCCCUGCUGGGUUGGCGGGGAGUUGGAUUCUGCCUCGUCGUCUUCAUUAUCGUCAUCAUCGGAGUCUACAGUUUCGGAAUUUUGUUAUUUUUAAAUUUUUUUUUUCAUUUUGAAAACAUGCAUUUUUUCAAAUUCUCUCUGCAAAUUUGGAGACAUUUUUAUUUUCAGCCAAUUUUUUUGUAA
Molecule: messenger RNA, 1210 nt
Organism: Caenorhabditis elegans
Lineage: Eukaryota; Metazoa; Nematoda; Chromadorea; Rhabditida; Rhabditidae
Source: the annotation of a RefSeq genome assembly